Molecule: messenger RNA, 801 nt
Organism: Trichoderma asperellum CBS 433.97
Lineage: Eukaryota; Fungi; Ascomycota; Sordariomycetes; Hypocreales; Hypocreaceae
Source: RefSeq, a predicted model, not a curated record
AUGGCUUCUCAACAGACUCCCCAAAUGGCCCAGAACAACUCGCUUCCCCAGGAAAUGAUUGAGGCGGGAUUCCAGCCGUAUUACCAGCCAUAUCCAGGCCAGCAGCAAACCAUUGCACCCCCUCCGAUUGAGACGAGCAAACGCGCAGAGUUCACCAGGCUGGGAUUCUUUGCAGCUGCCCUUCUUUUGGGUAUCAUUGGCUUGGGUCUCUCUUUAUCAUCCCUUAGCGGCAGUGACAUUAGUGUUGCUAUUGCUGCUUUGCCUGCUUCCGCGCUCGCCACGAUAUGGAGUCUGGCCGAGGUCAUCACCAGAGCAGUCCGAAAGUUCAAGACGGGCAUCCACCCCGGCGCCCACGUCGGCGUGUGCCUCAUCAUCUGGAUGAUUGCCAGCGUCACCGGCGGCAUGCUCUGCACAUACGUCGCCCUGUACAACGGCUACGAGGACGACGACGGCUGCCAGUUCACCACCACCGACAGCCAGGGCAACACCAUCACAUACAACAACUGCGCGCCCCAGGAUCCUGCCCCCAGGGGCAAGAUUGUCGGCUCCGCCGUCAUCACCUGCAUGAUCUUCGCAAUCAACUUUGGCCUCUUCAUCGACGCCUGCAUCCGCACGCACAGGCGCAACACGGCCGCCAAGCGCCCCAUCAUGGUCAUUGCCCAGCCGCAGAACUGGCCUGCCGCCAGCCAAGGGUGGCAGCCGAUGCCGCAGAACGGUGCGUCUGCCGAGUCUGUGCAGAUGCAGCCCCCUGCGGCCGCGGCCAAGGAGCCUGUGGUUAGGGAAUACUACGCUCCGGCUUGA